Mycosarcoma maydis (corn smut) is the source of this 786-nucleotide messenger RNA. RefSeq lists its product as uncharacterized. Gene Ontology annotation, cellular component: membrane; GARP complex; EARP complex. The record is from RefSeq and is a predicted model, not a curated record. Gene Ontology annotation, biological process: Golgi vesicle transport; retrograde transport, endosome to Golgi; lysosomal transport. The transcript has a single exon. NCBI's taxonomy places the organism in Eukaryota, Fungi, Basidiomycota, Ustilaginomycetes, Ustilaginales. The coding region runs from base 1 to 786 and encodes 261 amino acids.
AUGGCAAUGACUUCCACAAGCUCCUCUUCUAUGCCCUCGACUCCAACUGUGCGGCCAAAGCAGGAUAAGAGACGAGCUGCCAACCUGUUACGCGACUAUUAUGGACUCUCGUCGGAAUCUGCGCAGACACCCCAAUCACCUGCGAUCAGCAACGAGGAUGCGAUUGAUCAUUCAACACUCCCAAAGGUGGAUCUACCCUCCUUGCUUCGCUCCAACAAUCUCAGCGCUCUGCUUAGCAAAGAGUCUGAACUGAUCGUCCAAAUCCGCGAACUUGAUGGAGAACGCCAGAGCCUCGUUUACAACCAUCAUCAUGAGCUCGUGGCAGCAAGCGACACCAUUCGUGAUAUGAAGGUCAAGUCAGAAUCGCUUGAUCCUUCACUCGAAGCGCUUCAAACCUCGUUUGAGUCCAUAUCGACUCUCUCCUCCAACCUCGAUGUGUUACGCCGCCCAGCCACGAAGGAAUCACCGGCAGCGGAAACUCCAGGCCCGAACCACCUCGAUCCACUACACGAUCUGGAACCCAUCGUCACUCUGCCAUCAAUGCUUUCGGAUUUGAUCGAAGGACGUGUUGAUGCCACCAGCGCAAAAGGCUAUCAAGAUGCAAGAGCCAAGAAGGAGGGCCUGGCCCGAGCCGAGCACUUGUGGGGCACUAUGGAGCCCGUAUUGGCUGCUUGGACCGAAGCAGGUGUUACUGGAAUCCGUGAGAUUGCAGCAGAGUGUCGGACAUUGCUCAAAGAUGGACGAAAAGCGACCGGAUCCUCGUUUUUGGCUACAGCAGGCUCAUGA